AUGGACUCCUUCUAUCCUCACCAACCCCCCCCCCAAGAGUCGCAGCGUCAGCAUCUUGGCCAGCAACAGCAACAGCAGCAACAGCAGCAACAACAACAACAUGCCAUGGCGGGCGAUGUCAACAUGUCCGACCACCUCUCCCUUCCGCCACGGCCUCUCAUGUCGCAGGUGAUACAUAAUCAGUCGAUGAUGGCAUCGGGCUCGUUCAAUGACAUUAUCAGCCGCGAGCACAACGAUCGGAGGAGAAGCGUGCCGCACACGUACGGGAAUUAUGCUCAACAAACGGAGAGUUCGAGACGCAUGCCCUCCAUUGGCGGCAUGAUGACAUUCGGAGCAGACAAUGCCGAACUUGGGACAUACCAGUUUACCCAACAGCCAAUGAAUACCGGAGAUCAGAUGGGCAGCUACAUGACCGACCCCGCCGAAUACCAGGCCAUCUCCCCAGAUUUGAUGGGCAGCAUGAUUCCCGCUUCAUUCGCCAAUAUGGAUAUGGGUUCAAUCGCCAAUGAACAUCCAUCCAUGAAUAUCUUCUCCGCGGACACCGCGGCUGGCUCCAGACCUGGUCUCAUGAAUAACGAGUUUCAAAUGGACCAGAUAAAUGCCAUUGGUACAGAUUUUUCAAUGGUCAUAAAUGCCGGCAGCGGAACAGCGACAGGUUCAACGCAGGAUGAUAGCCAGGAGACAUCAGGCGCGAUUAUUCACCCUGACGAUAACAUGAUGAACAACAAAGUAUCACGGUUCAACUCUGUUGGAUCUAGGAGAGGCGUCCCCAUCAACGCAAACACUUUCGGUCCGAACUCAACCAGUUUAAACCAGAACCUGACAUCGGCGCACUUGCGCCACCCCCCCCUAGUCAACCCUGUGGUCUCUCCAAAGAAAGGGAACACAUCUGAUUGCAUUGACCAGCAAGGCUCCCCUGAUGCGUUAACCCCUACCACAGCGGCCCCCUCUCGCGAACCCAAAGAGAAGUCUAUUUACUCCAAGAGUGGUUUUGACAUGCUCAAGGCACUCUGGUUGGUUGCCACGCGAAAAGAGCCUAAAAUCCAUCUGGGAGCUGUUGACAUGUCAUGUGCUUUCGUUGUCUGCGACGUUGCGAUGAAUGACUGCCCAAUCAUUUACGUGUCAGAUAAUUUCCAAAACCUCACGGGUUACAGUCGCCACGAGAUUGUUGGCCAAAACUGCCGCUUCUUGCAAGCCCCCGAUGGCAAAGUCGAAGCUGGAUCGAGGAGAGAGUUUGUCGAUAAUGGUGCUGUGCACAAUUUAAAGAAGAUGAUUCAGGAACGACGUGAGGUACAACAGAGCCUCAUCAACUACCGAAAAGGAGGCAAGCCGUUCCUAAACCUCUUGACCAUGAUCCCUAUCCCAUGGGACACAGAUGAGAUCAGGUUCUUCAUCGGGUUCCAGAUCGAUCUUGUCGAAUGCCCAGAUGCCAUUUCCGGCCAGGAGCUAGGUGGUGUCAUGGUCAACUACAAGCACAGUGACAUCGGUCAGUAUGUCUGGACACCGCCUCCUGCCAGACAGUGGGAACCCGAAAAUGGUCAGACACUGGGAGUGGAUGACGUCUCAACACUCCUGCAGCAGUUCAAUCCCAAGGGUAUCGUAUCGGAUUGGCACAAGCAAUCCUGGGACAAAAUGUUGCUGGAAAAUACAGACGACGUCGUUCACGUGUUGUCUUUGAAGGGCCUAUUCCUGUACCUGUCCCCAUCCUGCAAGCGAGUCCUCGAGUAUGACGCUGCCGAUCUUGUCGGAAACUCGCUCUCGUCAGUCUGCCACCCCUCCGACAUCGUACCCGUUACCCGCGAACUGAAGGAUGCUACGACGGGAAACCAGGUGAACAUUGUCUUCAGAAUACGUCGGAAGCAGAGUGGUUAUACAUGGUUUGAAAGCCACGGUUCCAUCUUCGUCGAGCAGGGCAAAGGCCGCAAGUGCAUCAUCUUGGUUGGGCGGAAGCGACCCGUUUUUGUUCUAGGUCGCCAGAACCUGGAGGCAAAUGGCGGCAUAGGAGAUAGCGAGGUUUGGGCCAAGCUAUCAACGUCUGGCAUGCUCCUUUUUGUUUCAUCCAACAUCAGGUCACUUCUCGACCUCCAGCCAGAGUCAAUGAUAGGCGCAAGCAUUCAGGAUUUAAUGCGUAAAGAGUCCCGGCCAGAGUUUGGCCGGGCCAUCGAGAAAGCGAGAAGGGGCCGGAUUGUGGCUUGCAAACACGAAGUCCAGAAUCGUCGCGGCCAAGAACUGCAUGCGCAAACGAUACUCUAUCCGGGAGAUGCUGCCGAAGGCCAGAAGCCCUCGUUCUUACUGGCCCAAAUCAAACUCCAGAAGGCAUCUUCUCGCGGCAUUGCCCAGGCUAGCAUGGGGGGAAGUGGCAAGUCAGUAUCUGCAACUCCUGGCCAUGUUGCGCAUGCACAAGCAAGUCAGCAGCAGGCUUGCGGCCUCAUUGAUGAGCCUGCUGUAGUAAGUUUGAUUCCAGAGACGCUAGAUGCGGCUCUUGCAUCGGAUGACAACAUAUUUGAUGAGCUUCGCACAACGAAAUGCUCGAGUUGGCAAUUUGAGUUGAGGCAGAUGGAAAAAGUGAACAGGAUUCUUGCGGAAGAGCUCAACGGGCUGCUUUCCAACAAGAAGAAGAGGAAGCGGAGAAAGGGCGUGGGGAAUAUUGUCCUAGCGGCCAGCGAGAUCUUUGCAACAGUUGUGGCCUUCGGUGGGCCAAACAGGUAG
Molecule: messenger RNA, 2709 nt
Organism: Drechmeria coniospora
Lineage: Eukaryota; Fungi; Ascomycota; Sordariomycetes; Hypocreales; Ophiocordycipitaceae
Product: blue light receptor
Exons: 2
Coding region: 1-2709 (902 amino acids)
Biological process (GO): regulation of DNA-templated transcription
Cellular component (GO): nucleus
Molecular function (GO): protein binding
Source: RefSeq, a predicted model, not a curated record